AUGGUUGCCAUCCCUGCAGAGCUCCUCAGCGGACUCGCACCGCCACGCCCCUCGCAGACCGUCUACCGCGAGGAGUGUACCCAGUGCUUCGACACGCACGACCUCCCCGCCGGCAUCGACGUCUGCCUCACCUGCUUCAACGGCGCCUGCUCGCCCCUCGGCAGCGUCAACGGCCACGGCCGCGCCCACUUCGACAAGUCGGGCCACCGCGUCGUCGUCAACAUCCAACGCUGCAAGAAGCCUGCGAGUGAGAGGAGGCGCAGCAAGCGGGACUCGAACGAGCCGCCCGUCAAGAAGCUCGCGAUCCGCGAGGAGGAGCCCGAGGAGGACAAGUUCGACUUCCUCACCGAGGUCCGCAUGUACCAGGGCGAGCGCGCAUCGGCCGAGUACCUCGUUGUCGACGAGGUGGACGACAAGCUCAACGGCAUCGUCGCGGCGGUCCUCAGCUCGAUGUCGUCGGCGCAGAAGAGCGAGGUCAAGGCGUGGGAGGAGGAGAUCGUGCCCUGUCAGCACACGCGCGACCUCGUCCAGCCCAAGUCCAAGAAGCUCGAGCCGUCUGGUCUCGCCUCCUGUGCCGUCGAGGGCUGCGGCCUGACGUCCAACCUGUGGCUCUGCCUCGUGUGCGGCGCGCUCGGCUGUGGGCGGCAGCAGUUUGGCGGCGGCGGCGGCAACGGGCACGCGCUCAAGCACACGAGCGAGACGGGCCACGCGGUCGCCGUCAAGCAGGGCACGAUCGAGCCUGAUGGCUCUGCCGACGUCUACUGCUACGCCUGCGACGAUGCUCGCGUCGACCCCGAUAUCGCCAAGCACCUGUCGACGUUCGGCAUUGAGGUCGCGAGUCAGAAGAAGACGGAGAAGAGCAUGACCGAGCUUCAAGUCGAGCAGAACCUGACGUUCGACUUUGCGAUGACGGGCGCCGACGGCAAGGACCUCGAGCCGCUCGCCGGGCCCGGCUUGACCGGCCUCAAGAACCUCGGCAACAGCUGCUACAUGGCGUCGUCGCUCCAGUCCCUCUUCUCGCUCCCGGCCUUCCAGGACCGGUACCUCACGUCGUUCGUCGUCCACACGGCGUCCUGCACCAACCCGUCGCCGGCCACGUGCUUCGAGUGCCAGAUGUCCAAGGUCGCCGACGGCCUCCUGUCGGGUCGCUACGCCAUCCCGCACGUGGCCGAGCCGUCCGACGCGCUCGCUGGCAACGACGUCGAGUCGUCGGGCCCGAGCGCCGCCAACGACGAGCGCGCGCAGUUCCAGGAGGGCAUCAAGCCGUCCAUGUUCAAGGCGCUCGUCGGCAAGGACCACGCUGAGUUCUCGACGAUGCGUCAGCAGGACGCGGGCGAGUUUGUCGCGCACCUGCUCGAGUACAUCCGGCGCGCGGCCAAGCAGCUCGGGACCGACGAGCCGACGGGCAUCUUUGGCUUUGCCGUCGAGGAGCGCCUCGAGUGCCAGGAGUGCCACGGCGUGCGGUACAAGACCCAGACGCAGGAGCUCCUCCCGAUCCCUGUCCCCGUCACGACGCGCACGACGUACAAGCAGGACGACAAGCGCCAGGUCGAGUACGAGCCGGUCGAGCUCACGAGCUGCCUCGGCGACUUCACGAGCCCGGUCGAGAUCGAGUACAGCUGCCCGCAGUGCGACAAGAAGGUGUCAGCCGUCAAGUCGACCCGCUUCGCGACCUUCCCGGACGUCCUCCUCGUCAACGCGGCGCGGUUCCAGCUCGAUGGCUGGGUCCCGCGCAAGGUCGACGUGCCGCUCAUCGUGCCCGCGACGGGCCUCGACAUGAGCCCGUACGUCGGCAAGGGCCUGCAAGAGGGCGAGAAGGAGCUGCCGCAGGACAAGGCCGAUGCACCCGCCGAGUUCCAGUUCGACGCCGAGGCCAUGACGCAGCUCACCGGCAUGGGCUUCCCCGAGAUCCGCGCCAAGCGCGCCCUCCUCGCCACCGGGCACAACGGCGCCGAGGUCGCCAUGAACUGGCUCUUUGAGCACAUGGAGGAUGCCGACAUCGACGACCCGCUGCCCGCCGCUGCGCCUGCCGCCUCGAGUGGGCCCGACAUCCCGGCCGACCAGAUCGCCAUGGUGUGCGACAUGGGCUUCACGCCGGCCCAGGCGCGCAAAGCGCUCGGCGAGACGGGCGGCAGCAUCGAGCGCGCCGUCGAGUGGCUCUUCUCGCACCCGGACGACGACGGCUCUGCGCCUGCCGCCGCAUCGAGCGCCACGGCAGGCUCGAGCGGCACGACGCUGCCCGGGUCCAAGGACGUGCCGGCCAAGUACCGCCUCAAGGCGUUCAUCUCGCACAAGGGCCCGUCGGUGCACUCGGGCCACUACGUCGCGCACGUGUGGACCGGGCAGGCGAGCGUCGGCGGCGUCGAGGGCAAGGGCGGGUGGGUCCUGUUCAACGACGAGAAGGUCGUGCGCGCCGACGAGGGCGAGCAGGCGGCCGACAAGCUCAUGCCGCUCGCGUACGUCUACCUGUUUGAGCGCGUGCGGGACUAGGGCGCUCGUGUAGCCGAGACGUAGCCGAGACGGUGUGAAUACGAGCAUCUGUCGAGAUGG
Molecule: messenger RNA, 2550 nt
Organism: Rhodotorula graminis WP1
Lineage: Eukaryota; Fungi; Basidiomycota; Microbotryomycetes; Sporidiobolales; Sporidiobolaceae
Exons: 12
Coding region: 1-2490 (829 amino acids)
Biological process (GO): protein deubiquitination
Molecular function (GO): zinc ion binding; protein binding; cysteine-type deubiquitinase activity
Source: RefSeq, a predicted model, not a curated record